AUGGCGCUGAGGCAGAAGUUAGGAUGGUCAGAAGGAGAUUUGAUGAGAUCAGAUGCAAAGCCAUGUUCAAGGCUCAUGAGACAAACUGCUGCCAUUUUCGCUGUUGGUGGAGCUCUUGGCUUCUGGGUUCUCUGCAGACUUCACUAUGGUCCGAGGGUUACAGUGCCACGGAGUCUGCGGUGGGCUGGGUGUGGAGCAUUGUCUGUGAGCACAUCAACUGCAACGCUUGUCCGUCUAUUAAGCCCUGAAUGUGAACCACAAAACAUUGCUGCGUAUGAUCAGCCCAAAAAUCCUCAAGCUACACUCCCUUAA
Messenger RNA from Microthlaspi erraticum, 312 nucleotides. The record is from the annotation of a GenBank genome assembly. Lineage: Eukaryota; Viridiplantae; Streptophyta; Magnoliopsida; Brassicales; Brassicaceae.